Funneliformis mosseae is the source of this 392-nucleotide messenger RNA. The record is from the annotation of a GenBank genome assembly. NCBI's taxonomy places the organism in Eukaryota, Fungi, Glomeromycota, Glomeromycetes, Glomerales, Glomeraceae.
ACUUUGGGAAGCAGGAUUUAAAGAAAGAUAUUAUAAGCAAAAGUUUGGAGUUGAACUACCGAAUAAAGAAUUUCAAAACAAUUAUAUAGAAGGUCUCUGUUGGGUUUUAAAGUAUUAUUUUCAGGGUGUUCCAUCGUGGAAGUGGUAUUAUCCUUACCAUUAUUCACCUUUUGCAUCAGAUUUUAUCGAUAUUGGUGACAUUCAAGUCUAUUUCGAAUUAGGUGAACCUUUCAAACCAUUUGAACAGUUAAUGAGUGUAUUACCUGCACAUAGCAAAGAGCAUUUGCCAGUACCUUUUCAAAAACUUAUGACUGAAGAAGAUAGUGAAAUAAUCUGUUUUUAUCCUAAAGAAUUUAAAAUUGAUUUAAACGGGAAAAAAUUUGCAUGGCAAG